AUGAAAUUAUUACUUACUCUCCUUGUAAUUUUACUUACAUUCUCUAUUGUUUCAUCUGAAGAGGCUUACUUUGCUUUUAAGACACAUGGAAGUGAUCAUGACUUUGUCUUCAAAUUAACAGAUCCAGAGAAAAUUAAAACUGCAAGAAAAAUUUUAUCAGGAGAUGAAACUGAAACUACACAUGUAAUGGGAAGAUUUAAAAAGACUCAAAAACCAUAUAACCCACAUUACAGUUUCCAUUUAGAUCCAGAUCAAAUCUCCUUUUUCCAACUUGCCAUUGAGGUUUGUGAUGCAAACCUUGGAUAUGUUGAAGAACAUCUUGAUGAAGCAUGCGGUGCUUUCUUACCAGGUUGUUUCUACUGCCCAUGGUCAAGUAAAAUAACUAGAGAAGUUCACAUUAAAUAA
Molecule: messenger RNA, 405 nt
Organism: Dictyostelium purpureum
Lineage: Eukaryota; Evosea; Eumycetozoa; Dictyosteliales; Dictyosteliaceae
Exons: 4
Coding region: 1-405 (134 amino acids)
Source: RefSeq, a predicted model, not a curated record